This is a messenger RNA of Amaranthus tricolor (Joseph's coat), 2075 nucleotides long. Its product is annotated as dihydroorotate dehydrogenase (quinone), mitochondrial-like. The transcript has 11 exons. Bases 246 to 1634 code for a protein of 462 amino acids. Gene Ontology annotation, molecular function: dihydroorotate dehydrogenase activity. Gene Ontology annotation, cellular component: mitochondrial inner membrane; cytoplasm. NCBI's taxonomy places the organism in Eukaryota, Viridiplantae, Streptophyta, Magnoliopsida, Caryophyllales, Amaranthaceae. The record is from RefSeq and is a predicted model, not a curated record. Gene Ontology annotation, biological process: pyrimidine ribonucleotide biosynthetic process; 'de novo' pyrimidine nucleobase biosynthetic process.
UCAUUUUUGGGGUUUUUGAGUGAACAAUGUCUUGCUCCUCUCCAAAGAGUCAAAAGUAAUAAACAACAUAAAAAAUUAUGAACACCACUUGAGAGUUAGUGAGUUUGCGUCAAAUCAACUCAAGGUUUUAUCAGAUUUUAAGAUUCUUUCAUCUUAAUCAAUCAUCCCCAUCAAAGGGCGCCGCUCACUACCAUUGAACAUUAGUCUAAGGAUUUGUGCAUUGUGGGUUUCAAGGCAGGAAAUUCAUGGGAAUGGCGCAACGCUUAAGGUCCAGCUACCCUAUAUUUCGUAGUCUCCAUACUUAUCUCCCUUCCCAGAAACCCAAGCUUCAAACUCCAUUUUUCUCAUCUCCCAGGAGCUAUUCUACUACUACUGCCCUCCCCAAGGACAAUAUUCAUAAGGGAAGAUUGUUGACUGGAUCAACAAUAGGUUUAAUUAUAGCUGGAGGAGCUUAUGUUAGUACAGUGGAUGAAGCAACAUUCUGUGGUUGGUUGUUCUCAGCGACAAAAUUAGUAAAUCCAUUCUUCGCGCUGUUAGACCCAGAAGUUGCUCAUAGACUGGCAAUCUCAGCAGCUGCUCGUGGAUGGGUUCCUAUAGAAAAAAGGCCAGAUCCUACUAUACUAGGAGUAGAUGUCUGGGGAAGAAAGUUCUCCAAUCCAAUUGGUCUUGCUGCUGGAUUUGAUAAAAAUGCUGAGGCUGUUGAAGGCCUUCUUGGUUUAGGUUUUGGCUUUGUAGAAGUUGGCUCUGUUACUCCCGCUCCUCAGGAGGGUAAUCCAAAGCCUCGUAUCUUUAGAUUGAGGGAGGAACGAGCAAUCAUCAACCGUUGUGGCUUCAAUAGUGACGGUAUACAAGCUGUUGCGAAACGUUUAGGUGCACAGCAUGGAAAGAGGAAACUAGAUGAAUCGUCUAGCUCUUACUCGGCUGCUGAUGGUGAGGAAAAAGCUGGAGGGAAAGCUGGACCAGGGAUUCUUGGAGUCAACCUCGGCAAGAAUAAGACCAGUGAAGAUGCUGCUACUGACUAUGUACAAGGAGUGCACACACUAUCCCAGUAUGCAGAUUACCUGGUGAUUAAUGUAUCCUCACCAAAUACACCAGGACUACGCCAGCUUCAAGGAAGAAAACAGCUUAAGGAUCUCGUAAAAAAGGUUCAAGCUGCUCGUGAUGAAAUGCAAUGGGGGGAUGAAGGCCCCCCUCCACUGCUUGUGAAAAUUGCCCCAGACUUGUCUAAACAAGAUCUUGAAGACAUAGCCGCGGUUUCUCUAGCUCUCCAAGUAGAUGGGCUGAUUAUAUCAAAUACAACUAUCUCAAGACCCGACUCUAUCAGCCAAAAUUCUCAGUCCCAGGAAGUUGGUGGUUUGAGUGGGAAGCCUUUGUUCGACUUGUCAACCAGUGCAUUGAAAGAAAUGUACAUCUUAACAAAGGGGAAGAUACCUUUGAUUGGUUGUGGUGGCGUUAGCAGUGGUGAAGAUGCUUACAAAAAGAUACGUACUGGAGCUACAUUAGUUCAGCUAUACACUGCGUUCGGAUAUGGAGGACCUGCCCUUAUUCCUCAAAUAAAGGCUGAAUUGGCCGAAUGCUUGGAGAGGGAUGGCUUCAAGUCAAUCCACGAAGCUGUUGGUGCUGACUACGUUUAAGAUCGGGGUGGAUCAACUUCGUCUCCGCGAGAGCUACCCCCAUCAGGCCAACAUACCUGUUGUGAUUAAUUAGAGUUCUGAAAGAGAAGCCAGAAUGGUCUACAAAGUCUAUGUUGCUGAGGCCUUUAAGGCAUACAAGUUGAAGGCAAGUCUUGCACAAGGAAAGUUCAACAACAUACUCCACAUUUGUGUCGGUUUGUCAUUCGUCGUUCUUGUUGGGUUUGGGAAUAUGUUGCUGGAAUUCGAAAUCUUGGUUACUCGAAUUAGAUUAGAGCAUUACAUGUUUUUUUGAUAUUUUCCGAGGCUUAAAAGCAAGAUAAGCUAAAGCAAAAAUUAUGUAAACUAACAUUUGAAGCGCUUUAAUUUAGAGUCUUAUCCGAUUGAAUAUCAUGCACGUGUUUUGUUUUACCUUUUUAUUUCGAGAUGUUCAAGUUUCAUGGU